Zeugodacus cucurbitae (melon fly) is the source of this 1241-nucleotide messenger RNA. It is a transcript of the gene GstD11, whose product is annotated as glutathione S-transferase D7. Gene Ontology annotation, biological process: glutathione metabolic process. The record is from RefSeq and is a predicted model, not a curated record. Gene Ontology annotation, molecular function: glutathione transferase activity. The transcript is spliced from 5 exons. Lineage: Eukaryota; Metazoa; Arthropoda; Insecta; Diptera; Tephritidae. The coding region runs from base 197 to 856 and encodes 219 amino acids.
GAACCAAUUAAGGCACACAAUUAUUAACAUCACAUACAUAUAUAAGGUAAGUGGAGGCGAAAACGCGUAAAUCCCGCAAAGGACAAUCAGUCUAAACGGACGCGUUGCCGUUGCACACUUCACGCUGGGUAAUUGCAUCGACGCGGUCGCUGUUGUGCCACACAAUCUCGUGCAUCAAUUGAGAGGUGGCGCCAAGAUGUCUCCGACGCUCUACUAUCUACCGCCGAGUCCGCCAUGUCGCGCCGUCUUGUUGUUGGGCAAAAUGCUGAACAUUGAUUUCGAUUUGAAGAUCGUCAAUGUCUUGGCUGGGGAUCAAUUGAAACCGGAAUUUCUGCAAUUAAAUCCGCAACACUGCAUACCGACGAUCAACGAUGAGGGGCUUGUGUUGUGGGAGAGUCGCGCCAUUUUACAAUAUCUAGCCGCAGCUUAUGCCAAAGACGAUACACUCUACCCGACAGAUGUGCGAGUUCGUGCUUUGGUCGAUCAGCGAAUUCACUUUGAUUUGGGCACACUGUAUGCGCGCAUGUUUGACUAUUAUUUACCUACUGUACUCUGGAGUGCUCCUCUAGAUGAAUCGAAAAAACCGCGUUUAGCCGAAGCUUUCGAUUGGUUCAAUAGCGCUUUGAAGGGUCAUGAAUUCGCGGCAACAGAUCACUUUACGAUUGCCGAUCUCACCUUGUUGGUUACCGUUUCGCAAUGUGAAGCUUUUGGUUUCGAUGUGGACGCCUACAAUCGGGUUAAGCAUUGGUUGCGUCGCUGCAAGGACUACAUGACGCCCUACGGUUAUGAGGAAAUAAAUGGCAGCAAGGCCGUUGUCUUGGCCGACAUGUUUCGAGCAAAAACAGAGAUCCCUUAAUUUGAAAGUUGAUUAAACAUUUUGUUGUUGUCAAAUAAUGUAAAUGUGGGAUAUUUUGCUGUUUUCGUGGUAAAAAAAUAUAUUUUAAAAUUAAUUUAGAUUAUUAGUACAAAGCUAAGAAAAACAAUAUUCAAGAAUUACAUUAAUUUGUAAAUUUUAAUUAUUGUCGAAAAUGUUGUUAGAUGAAAAUGAAGAAAUUUUGUAUUACCAUGAAAGCAGAAAUAUACCCCACAUCUCUUAUUCAGUUACUUGUAGUAGUUCAAUUUAAAAUUCUUAGUAAAAAUAAAAAGCACCCCAGUAGUGAGAAAGCACAAAGCAAUAUGGUUGUCUAGAAGUUCUUAAAAUUGAAAUAAAAAUGAAUUAUGAAGCAACAUGACGUACAAAC